AUGUCAGGUUCCUACGACGAGUCGGCAGUGGCCAUGGAGGAAACCACCGACAGCUUCUGGGAGGUGGGGAACUACAAGCGCACGGUGAAGCGGAUCGACGACGGGCACCGGCUGUGCAACGACCUGAUGAGCUGCGUGCAUGAGCGCGCCAAGAUCGAGAAGGCCUACGCCCAGCAGCUCACCGACUGGUCCAAACGGUGGAGGCAGCUCAUCGAGAAAGGACCCCAGUAUGGCAGCCUGGAGAAGGCCUGGAGUGCCAUCAUGACGGAGGCGGACAAGGUGAGCGAGCUGCACCAGGAGGUGAAGAACAGCCUGCUGAACGAUGACUUCGAGAAGGUCAAGAACUGGCAGAAGGAUGCCUACCACAAGCAGAUCAUGGGAGGCUUCAAGGAGGCCAAGGAGGCUGAUGAUGGCUUCCGGAAAGCCCAGAAGCCAUGGGCCAAGAAGCUGAAGGAGCUGGAGACAGCCAAGAAAGCUUACCACCUGGCCUGCAAGGAGGAGAAGCUGGCCAUGACCCGGGAAGCCAACAGCAAGGCAGACCAGUCCAACACCCCCGAGCAGCAGAAGAAGCUUCAGGACAAGGUGGAAAAGUGCAAGCAAGACGUGCAAAAGACUCAGGAGAAGUACGAGAAGGUGCUGGACGAGCUGAACAAGUGCACUCCACAGUACAUCGAGAGCAUGGAGCAGGUCUUUGAGCAGUGCCAGCAGUUUGAGGAGAAGAGGCUCAACUUCCUCAAGGAAGUGCUGCUGGACAUCAAGAGGCACCUGAACCUGGCAGAGAGCAGCAGCUAUGCCAGCGUGUACCGGGAGCUGGAGCAGACCAUCCGCCUGUCGGAUGCGCAGGAGGACCUGCGGUGGUUCCGCAGCACCAGUGGCCCCGGGAUGCCCAUGAACUGGCCCCAGUUCGAGGAGUGGAACCCCGACUUGACGCACACGAUAACGCGGAAGGAGAAGCAGAAGAAGGGUGAGGGAGUGCCCCUGGCCAACACCAGUGCCAGCGAGCCGGGGGCGGCAGCAGGCGAGCGCGGGAGCGUGAGCAGCCACGACCGUGGGCAGACCUACAGCGCCGAGUGGUCUGAUGAUGAGGGCAGCAACUCCUUCAAUACCUCCGAGGCCAACGGCGGCACCAACCCCUUUGAGGAGGAGUCCAAGGGUGUGCGGGUGCGGGCACUGUACGACUAUGAUGGGCAGGAGCAGGAUGAGCUCAGCUUCAAAGCAGGGGACGAACUAACCAAGCUGGGAGAAGAGGACGAGCAAGGAUGGUGCAAAGGGCGCUUGGACAACGGGCAGCUGGGGCUCUACCCUGCCAACUACGUGGAGGCAAUCUAA
Molecule: messenger RNA, 1329 nt
Organism: Indicator indicator
Lineage: Eukaryota; Metazoa; Chordata; Aves; Piciformes; Indicatoridae
Gene: PACSIN1
Product: protein kinase C and casein kinase substrate in neurons 1
Exons: 9
Coding region: 1-1329 (442 amino acids)
Biological process (GO): plasma membrane tubulation; positive regulation of dendrite development; neuron projection morphogenesis
Cellular component (GO): cytoplasm; plasma membrane; endosome
Molecular function (GO): protein binding; phospholipid binding
Source: RefSeq, a predicted model, not a curated record